ACGACUUCUAAAAAGUGCAGCGCAAUAAUAUGUGCCACAUGCUGCGGAAGUGCUCAUUUCAAGUCAGAGCGUUUUUGUUUUAAUGUAAUAGAUUUACAUGCGCAUUUAGUAACUUUUUUAAUAUUUCACAAUGUCGAUUUCAGUGUUAAAAAGAGGACUUGAGCUGCUUAAUGAAGAUCUAAAAGGUACAACCAAGGGUCAGAAGAAGAAGAACCCCAAGAAAACAUCAGUGAUGGAUCAGAUUAGCACCAAUAAGCAGGGGGUUAAGAAGCAGAUUCGGCGACUGCAGGCCAACAACAAAACCAGGAAAAACAAAGCCACAGUCAAAGAUAAGCAGAUCAGAAAUGCCUUAGAGGAAUACCAAAAAAAGCAGAAGAAAAGUCAGCUCAGUUCCAACCUGGAGUACUUCCUGGAAAGCAGCUGUAAAACGCAGGACAGCUGCACAAAGAAGAUCGUGCAGCAGAACGUAGGCCGGCAGUCCCGGUACCAUCCCGAGAAACCCGUCAAGAAACAAGAAAAGCAAUCCAUAUUCACAGAGGCGGAAUUCCAGAAGUUCCAGCAGGAAUACUUUUCUAAACGUUGAUCUCAUUUUUGACUUUUUAAAGUCUUUUCUAGGACAAACUUCUAGAAAAGUAGCACGGAUAGACUUUCAGUUUCCAUUAUUGUGAAACGUUUAAUUUUUUUGUUUGUUUUGUGUCUUACAAAUAAAUAUUUCUUUGCCGGUUUGCCAAAA
This is a messenger RNA of Silurus meridionalis, 733 nucleotides long. It is a transcript of the gene rps19bp1, whose product is annotated as ribosomal protein S19 binding protein 1. The transcript is spliced from 4 exons. The record is from RefSeq and is a predicted model, not a curated record. Gene Ontology annotation, cellular component: nucleolus. Gene Ontology annotation, molecular function: enzyme binding. Lineage: Eukaryota; Metazoa; Chordata; Actinopteri; Siluriformes; Siluridae. Bases 131 to 583 code for a protein of 150 amino acids.